Daucus carota subsp. sativus is the source of this 2578-nucleotide messenger RNA. Its product is annotated as glutamine--fructose-6-phosphate aminotransferase [isomerizing] 1. Gene Ontology annotation, biological process: carbohydrate derivative biosynthetic process; UDP-N-acetylglucosamine metabolic process; protein N-linked glycosylation. Gene Ontology annotation, molecular function: L-glutamine:D-fructose-6-phosphate transaminase (isomerizing) activity; carbohydrate derivative binding. Lineage: Eukaryota; Viridiplantae; Streptophyta; Magnoliopsida; Apiales; Apiaceae. The record is from RefSeq and is a predicted model, not a curated record. The transcript is spliced from 11 exons. Bases 264 to 2309 code for a protein of 681 amino acids.
GCACCAAAAUGAAAAAAACUAGAUAAAAAAAAGUCAAAAAGUCAAAAUCUAAAAAACCCUUCCUCCCUCAUUCUCCCCCCACUCUACACACAAGAGCCUGUAUAUAUAUACCCCUCUCUCUCUCUCUGAUCAUGAUCACCAAGCAACGAUUACUGAUAUAGCGAGGAGCAAGCAAGAGAGCGAGAGAGAGAGAGAGAGAGAGAGAGAGAGCGCGAGAGAGAAAGCACGAGUGAGAGAGAACGAGAGAGAUAGCGCGAGAGAGAAUGUGUGGGAUAUUUGCGUACUUGAAUUACGGAGUGAACAGAGAGAGAGGUUACAUUCUUCAAGUUCUCUUCAAUGGACUUCGCCGAUUGGAGUAUAGAGGCUAUGAUUCUGCUGGAAUCUCGAUUGAUUCUGUCAGCGAUUCCAGUCUUUGCAGCUCGCCGCUUGUUUUUCGACAAGCUGGAAAUAUCGAAUCUCUUGUCAAAGCUGUUUAUCAAGAGGUCGCCUCAACAUAUAUAAAUUUGGAAGAAGCAUACUCGGUUCACGCUGGAAUUGCACACACCCGGUGGGCAACACAUGGCGAACCAGCUCCAAGGAAUAGCCAUCCUCAGUCUUCCGGCAGUGGAAAUGACUUCUUGGUUGUUCACAAUGGAGUCAUCACUAAUUAUGAGGUGUUGAAACAAACACUGAUUCGUCAUGGGUUUAAUUUUGAAUCUGAAACAGACACAGAAGUGAUUCCGAAGCUUGCAAAGUUUGUAUUUGACCAAGCAAAUGAAGGUGAUCAGACUGUUACAUUUAGUCAGGUUGUACUGGAAGUUAUGAGGCACCUUGAAGGGGCAUAUGCUCUAAUUUUUAAAAGCCGGCAUUAUCCAAACGAAUUAAUUGCCUGUAAGCGUGGCAGUCCGUUGCUGCUCGGUGUGAAAGAAUAUCCUGGGGAUGGAGAAACCCCUGCUUCGUUCAAUGAUGCUAGGUUCCUUUCAACAAAUGGUGAUCCGAAAGAACUGUAUUUUUCAAGUGAUGCUCAUGCACUGGUCGAACACACAAAGAAGGUCUUGGUGAUUGAGGAUGGUGAAGUUGUUCAUCUCAAGAAUGGCAGUGUGUCAAUACUCAAGUUUGAUGAUGGCAAAGGAACUGCCAAUGGUACUAAUUCUAGGCCUGCUGCUGUGCAACGUGCAUUAUCCAUUCUUCAAAUGGAAGUAGAGCAAAUAAAUAAAGGGAAAUAUGAGCACUAUAUGCAAAAGGAGAUUCAUGAGCAACCAGAAUCUUUGACAACAACAAUGCGGGGUAGACUGAUUCACGGAGGCUCAAGCAAAGCCAAGACUGUUCUUUUAGGUGGACUGAAGGAUCACCUUAAGACAAUCAGGAGAAGCAGAAGGAUGGUUUUUAUUGGUUGUGGUACUAGCUACAAUGCUGCUUUGGCGGCAAGACCUAUAUUAGAAGAACUUUCUGGUAUACCCGUCACAUUGGAGAUAGCUAGUGAUUUAUUAGAUCGACAGGGACCUAUAUACAGAGAAGAUACGGUUGCUUUUGUUAGUCAAUCUGGUGAAACUGCUGAUACACUAAAUGCAUUGAACUAUGCCCUAGAGAAUGGUGCAUUAUGUGUAGGUAUCACAAACACUGUAGGUAGUGCUAUUGCAAGGAAAACACAUUGUGGUGUACAUAUAAAUGCAGGCUCUGAGAUUGGAGUGGCAAGUACAAAGGCUUAUACGAGUCAAAUUGUGGCAAUGACUAUGCUGGCUUUAGCAAUUGGAAGUGAUUCGAUUUCAAGUGAAGCAAGAAGAGAGUCUAUCGUUGAUGGUCUUGUUGAUUUACCAAGUAAAGUAAGAGAAGUAUUGAAGCUUGAUAAUGAGAUGAAAGAUCUUGCAAAAUUGCUAAUUGCUGAGCAGUCACUUCUUGUAUUUGGAAGAGGAUACAAUUAUGCAACAGCACUAGAGGGUGCGUUGAAGGUGAAAGAGGUUGCACUUAUGCACAGUGAAGGUAUACUUGCUGGUGAAAUGAAACAUGGCCCACUGGCUUUAGUUGAUGAAAACCUCCCAAUUUUUGUUAUCGCUACCCAUGAUUCAUGCUUCAGCAAACAGCAGUCUGUUAUUCAACAAUUGCAUGCUCGCAAAGGUCGAUUGAUAGUGAUGUGUUCAAAAGAAGAUGCUGCCUCUAUGAUGAAUGUUGGUAAAUAUGUUCGAGUGAUUAAAGUUCCUCAUGUCGAAGACUGUCUGCAACCUGUAAUUAACAUAGUUCCUCUUCAGCUUUUAGCGUAUCAUCUCACCGUUUUACGGGGUCACAAUGUUGACCAGCCUCGGAAUCUUGCAAAAAGUGUGACAACUGAAUGAAAAUGAUAGAUUAUUGACAAACUAUUUCUUUGGUUAAUUAUACAUGAAGGGCAAGUCAUUUGAACCCAGAUCAGGCUGUAAACUUGGGAUAUGGACUUGCUGUCUUCUUUGGUGUACUUCAGUGCCUUCCCUGGUACAACUAUUGCUGACAUUUCAGCUUAGGCAUAUUUUGGGAAUUAACCCUUGUCAGAAUUCGCCGCAGAGGCCAACUCAAGAUCUAGUUAACAUUACAUGUAGAUCAGUCCUUUCAAUAUAUGUACUUGUUUCAA